AUGGCUCAUAAAAGAAUAUACUUUGAUGAUAUUUUCUUUACGUCGAACGAUCCAUUCGAAUCUAUCGACCAAAUGCUAGACGAAGCUAAUAAGUUUCAUCCAAACAUUAAACUAGUACGACAAAUCGGUAGAAGUGUUCUAUUUCUUGAUGUACUCAUUCAGAACAGUAACGGAGCAUUAAUAACUUCGGUGUAUCAUGAAGAAGCAACUGAGUCAUAUGUGGUACCAUUUGGAUCAAAUCAUCCUGGUCAUAUUUUUAGAAACACUGUUGAUACUGAUAUUACAAGAGCAGUUCGUUAUUCAACAACCUUAUCUCAAUUCGAAGAAGAAAUACGACAAAUGAAACUCAUGUUUCUCUAUAAUAGGUGA
Molecule: messenger RNA, 369 nt
Organism: Rotaria socialis
Lineage: Eukaryota; Metazoa; Rotifera; Eurotatoria; Philodinida; Philodinidae
Source: the annotation of a GenBank genome assembly